Molecule: messenger RNA, 4867 nt
Organism: Capsicum annuum
Lineage: Eukaryota; Viridiplantae; Streptophyta; Magnoliopsida; Solanales; Solanaceae
Product: pentatricopeptide repeat-containing protein At1g71210, mitochondrial
Exons: 4
Coding region: 205-2880 (891 amino acids)
Molecular function (GO): protein binding
Source: RefSeq, a predicted model, not a curated record
AUACAUUUUUGGAAAAUGAAAUAGAUUGCACAUAAUCUCAAAAGUAAUGAGAAAAAUACGAGGAAUAGUAGGGUAAUAUUUUGACAGUGCCGCCGAUCUACUGGGCUUGCUAUCUCCAUGGGAGCUUCAUGAAACUAGCUUUAUCAACUUCAUCGCUACUAUCACAAUCACAAUCUUAGAUUGAGAAAUAGUGAAACAUCAAAAAUGUUGCUGACAAUCAGACAGGCCAGGCAGAAAACUAGAACCCUCUUUAACCGUCCUCCAUAUGCCAAAUCCAUCACCGACAAGAAUACCCUUUUUUUCUAUCUAUAUUACUCCACCAAUACUCCUCCUACCACAAAGCCAAUCCCUGCAUAUCCAUAUCCCUUCUUAACUCCACUUUCUUCUAAUGCUUUAUUAGCUUUCCAAUUGCAGCCCAAAGAUGUCGUUUUAUCAUUUAAAGAGUGGUUUGCGACCAGAAAAAACCCCAUUUUUGAUCGGAUCUUUGAGAUAUUACGCACCCAAGAUGAUAUUACAGCUGAUAUUGCAUUGUCUCGAUUCAACCUUAGACUCUCCGAGGCGUUGGUUCUUCACGUGUUGAAUUAUGAGAAGAACAAGGAUGUUUUGUCGUGUUUGAAAUUUUUCGAUUGGGCGGGUCGACAACCGGGUUUUCAUCAUACUCGUUCUACUUUUUAUGCCAUUUUCCAGAUUUUAUCGAAAGCUAAGUUGAUGUCAUUGAUGGUUGAGUUCUUGGAUAAUUAUAUGAAGCAAAGGUAUUUCCAUAAAGAUCAUUUUUACAGUACUCUGGUAAUUGGGUAUGCGAUGGCAGGCAAGCCCGAGCUUGCACUCCAACUGUUUGGUAGAAUGCGGUUUCAGGGUGUCGAUUUGGAUGCAUUUGCUUAUCAUGUUUUACUUAAUGCUUUGGCGGAGGAUGGUUUCUAUGAUGGUUUUGAGAUGGUUUUGAAGCAGAUUAAAUUUAGAGGGUUCGAGGGUGAGAUAACACAUGCGAUAUUUGUUAAGAGUCUUUGCCAGCAAAUGGAGCUCGAUAGAGCUGAGGAGUAUCUUAGAGGGUUGUUGAGAAAUGGAGGGGUAGGAUUGAGUGGGAUUGUGGUGGCUAAUCUUGUUGAUGCUUUAUGUAAAAAUAAGCAGUUCACAAGAGCUGCAAGUUUGGUGCAGGAUUUUAGAGAGUCUGGUUUGGUUCCAAUGGAACAGGCAUAUGGUGUGUGGAUUAAGGAUCUUGCCCAGGCUGGGGAUCUAAGUGAGGCACUUGAAUUUUUGAAAGGCAAGAAACUGGCUGAUGGGUAUGUUCCUGAUGUUUUUCGCUAUAACAGCUUAGUGUAUCGGCUUUUAAGAGAAAACAGGCUAGAGGAGGUUUAUGACUUGUUAAUGGACAUGAAGGAUCAAGAUAUAAUACCUGAUGAUGUUACCAUGAAUGUAACUUUGUGCUUCUUCUGUAAGGUGGGGAUGGCAGAUGUUGCCCUGGAGUUGUAUGUUUCGAGAGCAGAAUUUGGCCUCUCUGUAAGUAGUAUGACCUAUAACUAUCUUAUAAAUACUCUAUUAGGUGAUGCAAGUGUUGAUGAAGCGUAUAUCGUGUUGAAGAAUGCCAUUCAACAGGGUCAUUUCCCUGGCAGGAGGAUAUUUUCAAUUAUUGCUGAUGCUCUUUGCCGAGAAGGGAAGCUUGAUAGAGUGAAAGAGUUAGUUCUUGCUUCUCUAGACCAGAAUUGCAUGCCCAGUGACUCAACCUUUAACAAGUUCAUAUCAGCCUUAUGUAGGGCCAGCAGGGUGGAAGAUGCAUUCUUGGUACAUGGAGAGCUCAGCAGAUUGGACAAGGUUACUAGCAAGACUACUUAUUUUGACUUGAUUGAUGGCUUUAACAAGUCAAGUAGGGGAGAUAUUGCAUCGAGAUUGUUAAUGGAAAUGCAAGAAAAAGGUUAUAGUCCAGACCGGCGAUUAUACAGGGAGGUUAUUUGCUGUUUAUGUCAAAUGGAUGAUCCAGAAAAGUUAUUUUACAGUUUAUUAGAGGUUCAGUUGUCUCGGCGAGAACCUAAUUGCCCUGUUUAUAAUUACUUCAUUGAUGGAGCUGGUCAUGCUGGAAAACCUGACCUGGCCAGAGGUGUAUAUGAAAUGAUGAAGAGGAAUGGUAUCACACCAGAUUUGCAUUCUGACAUUUUAAUGUUGCAAAGUUACUUAAAAGCUGGAAAAAUUGUUGAUGCUUUUAAUUUCUUCCGUGACUUGUCCAAUAUAAGAAGUCUAGGAAGAAAACUUUGGAACACCAUGAUUGUUGGGCUUUGUAAAGCUAACAAGCCCGAAAAUGCAUGGAACAUGUUCUGGGAGAUGAGGUCAACUCAUUUGAAGCCAAGUAUGGAAUGUUACGAGGAACUUGUUAAAUUGCUUUGCUCACGGAGAGAUUAUUAUAAGGCUAUUCUUCUGGUCGAAGACUUGAUGCAAGUUGGUCGUCGAGUUUCAUCCUUCAUUGGCAAUUUACUUUUGUUACACUCGUUACAAACUCAAAGCGUCUUUAGUGCUUGGAUGCACUCAAGAGACUUGCAUAAUACGAAGGAUCAAAGCUUAGUGCUAGGUGAUUUGAUCAAGACUUUCUCUGGUGGUAGUAAUCUGGAGAGUGAUAUUUUGCAAAUUGAAGAACUGAUUCGGCAAUGUUUUCCUCUUGAUGUUUACACUUACAAUUUGCUGUUGAGAAAACUAACCAUAAGUGAAAUGGAUCUUGCUUGCGAUUAUUUUGAGAGAUUCUGCAAUAAAGGGUAUGAGCCAAAUCGAUGGACUUAUGAUAUAUUAGUUCGCGGUUUCCUACAAGUUGGCCGGUUUUCUGAGGCUAGAAGAUGGAUGGAUGAAAUGUUAGGUAAAGGUUAUGAUCUGACUGAAGCUACGAAGACAUUUGUUUAAACUAUCAUGAAUCUCACUCUAAGAUGUAAUGGGGUUCCUCAUUCAGGACCGCAAAACGGGACAGAUGAUUGUUAUGGGACAUGAAUCACAAGGCCUUUAUCAUCUUACCUCUUCAAAUUCCUUCACAGCAUGCUCCAUUACAGACCCUUCCGACCUUAUUCACAAACGUUUAGGACAUUCGAGUCUAUCCAAGCUACAGAAGAUGGUGCCUAAUUUGUCUAGUUUAUCCACAUUAGAUUGUGACUUGUGUCAAUGUGGGAAACACCCACGUGCUGCAUUUUCACAUAGUAUUGAGAGUCGUUCAAAGUUUAUUUUCUCAUUAGUUCAUUCUGAUAUUUGGCGUUCUAGUGGAGUCAGUUCACCCUUAGGAUUUCGUUCCUUUGUUAGUUUCAUUGAUGAUUUUUCAAGAUGUACUUGGGUUUUCUUGAUUAAAGAUCGUUCCUAAUUAUUUUCUAUAUUCAAAAGUUUUUAUGCUGAAAUACAAAAUCAAUUUGGUGUUUUUAUUCGUACUUUUCAUAGUGAUAAUGCCUUAGAAUACUUAUUCUCCCAGUUACAGGAGUUUAUGACUCAUCAAGGAAUCAUUCACUAGACAUCAUGUCCAUACAUCCCUCAGCAAAAUGGUAUAGCAGAAAGGAAAAAGAGGCAUCUCAUUGAGACUGCUCGCACUCUAUUCAUUGAAUUUCAUGUUUCGCUGCUUUUUUGGGACGACACAGUCCUCGAAUCUCGCUAUCUCAUUAACAGAAUGUCAUCAUCUGCAAUUUAGUAUCAGGUUCUUAUCCCAUACUAUUUCCUCGGUCACAUCUCUACUCUAUCCCCCUCGUGUUUUGGGGGCACAUGUUUUGUUCAUAACUUAGCCCCAAGAAAAGACAAAUUAGCCUUUUGUGCUCUCAAAUGUGUCUUCCUUGGUUACUCUCGAGUUCAAAAAGGAUAUCGAUGCUAUUCACCUAUUUUGGGUCGCUAUCUUAUGUUCGCCGAUGUCACAUUCAUUGAAUCUCAACCUUACUAUACAUCUUCUGAUCAUCUUGAUAUCUCUGAGGUCUUACCCAUACCUCUAGUCUUACCCACACCAAUCUUUGAGGAAUCUGCGGUUACUUUUACAUCUCCAGCUGCAGUGCCACCACUUUUGACUUAUCACCGCCGCAUUCAUUGUUAGACCUAGAUGAUUCAUGUCAUGCGCCUGAAGCUUCCCUUACUGUGGACCUGCCUCCUCUUAGCCAAUCAGUUGCACUAUAAAAAGGUUGGUCUGCUGCUGUGAUUGUUGAUGUGGCUGUCUGGAAGUAAGCUGGCACAUGAAACUAAGUAGAAAUAUCAGUGCACUUUUGAAGAUGGAGUACUGUUGGUAUCGGUUGUCCUAAUUCCUACAGAGUUAUGGGGCUGGGCUGGAUAAAUUCUUUGAACUAAUGCAUGAGUCAGUGAAGUAACAAUUAUAAGGGAUGCCAUGUCCUAUGCUCAGAGUGAAUCUUAAAGAUAGAGAAGGAGUAGCAGGAACAUGGAGAAAAGCCUCAAAGUUCUUGCUAGUUUGCACUGUCGUAGGAGCUUGUAAGAUUAUCAAGAGGAGCUAGUGCCGCGGAAUGUUAAGGAAACUAUGGAAAGCUGGAACCUUUGGGUAGUUGACAGAGCCAUCAAGAACAUCUGGCAAAUGAUACCAGCUUGCAUUUUUUGGAGUAUCUGGAUGGAAAGAAAUCGUUGAAAUUUUGAUGGGAUUUCAACUCCUUACUCUUCUCUGAAGUGCAAGUGUUUGAUUUUUCUUUUUAGCUGGAGCAAUUUAACCCCUGUAAACGAUGUUAUUCCGCUUGUAGAUUUCUUUAGUUCCUCGUCUUUGGCUUAACAGCCAUACUUUUUGCACAUUUAGGGAAAUGACUCAAUGUUGUAUCUGUAGGUUUUUGUGUCUAGGAGCUUUCCCUAAUUUUUUUGGUACUGUUUUCAGCAUCUUCUUGAUGCCAGUCAAUAUAACGAUUACUUAAUCAAAAUAAAAAAAGAUUAUUAA